AUGGCAGUUAUUAAUCAACCGAAUAGUCAAAUCAAACUAACCAAUGUCUCCUUAGUCCGUAUGAAAACGGGCAAGAAGAGAUUCGAAAUUGCCUGCUAUCAAAACAAAGUCCAAGAUUGGAGAUCGAAAGUUGAAAAAGAUUUAGAUGAAGUAUUACAAAUCCCCCAAGUUUUCAUAAAUGUUUCCAAAGGGCAAGUAGCCAAUAAUGACGAUUUACAAAAAUCUUUCGGUACUACCAACCAAGAUGAAAUCAUAUUGGAAAUUUUAAAUAAAGGUGAAAUUCAAUUAAAUGAAAAAGAACGAAAUGUUAAUCUUCAACAAAAACAAAAUGAAUUUUUAAAUAUCAUAAGUACAAAAUGUAUAAAUCCCAGGUCUAAAAAGAGAUAUCCUCCAAGUAUGAUUGAAAAAGCUUUAAAUGAAUUAAAAUUUCAUUUAAAUCCUACUAAAAACACCAAGAUUCAAGCAUUGGAUGCCAUAAAACAAUUGGUUGAAAAACAAAUUAUCCCCAUAGCAAGAGCACAAAUGAAGAUUAGGAUAAUCUUAACCAAAAAGGCAUAUUUGAAAGUUUUUGAAAAUGAUAUAAAACCAAAUAUUGAUCAUGUUCAAGAUAUAGAUAAUAAGAAUAAUGGGAAACAAUAUGAGAUUGUUGGGAUUAUUGAUCCGAUUAAUUAUAGAGUCUUGGUGAAUAUUAUGGAGGGUGAAGGUGGGAAAGUGGGCAAAGGUGAAGGAUCAAUUGAAGUAUUAGACAUGUCUGCUAUUAAAGAAGAUUAG
Messenger RNA from Hemisphaericaspora subhashii, 771 nucleotides. Its product is annotated as guanine nucleotide exchange factor. Lineage: Eukaryota; Fungi; Ascomycota; Pichiomycetes; Serinales; Debaryomycetaceae. The coding region runs from base 1 to 771 and encodes 256 amino acids. The transcript has a single exon. The record is from RefSeq and is a predicted model, not a curated record. Gene Ontology annotation, biological process: cytosolic ribosome assembly; ribosome biogenesis.